UCCCCAAACUGCGCGCCCCGGGCCCCGUGCGCCGCCUCUCGCUGAAGAUGAAGAAACUCCCGGAGCUGCGGCGGAAGCUGAGCCUGAGGAGGGGUCCCCACGGCCCGGGGGGUCCCCCGGAGCUCCCCGAACCCCGCAACGUCCUCGGCCGCUACCACCUGGACAGCAGCGUGGCCUGGCCGCUGACCACGGCCGUGUCCGGCCGCUCCGGCCACCGCAGCGACGGCGACUCCCCGGAGCUCCGCGCCCGACCCCGGCGGGCACCCGGGGGUCCCCAUUUGGAUUUGGGGGCGUUCCGCCCUUACGGGGACCCCCCCCCGAAGUGUCCGGCAGAGCUGUCCGGCCUGCUCGGCGUCCGGCUGCGGGGGCUGCGGCCGGCGUGGCCGGAGAGGGUUUGCUGCGUGCUGCAGGUGGACGGAGAGAGCCGCGCUCGGACAUCGCUGCUGGCCGGAGCGGCCGCGUUCCUGCGGCUGGAGCACCGCUUCAGGCUGGACGUGGAGCGGGCGCGCAGCCUGCGGCUGGCCGUGCUGGCCCGGGGGCCGAGCGGGGGCCCGGCCCGGCUGCUGGGGCACGGCA
This is a messenger RNA of Onychostruthus taczanowskii (white-rumped snowfinch), 576 nucleotides long. Its product is annotated as rho GTPase-activating protein SYDE1-like. The annotation marks the transcript as partial. The transcript has a single exon. NCBI's taxonomy places the organism in Eukaryota, Metazoa, Chordata, Aves, Passeriformes, Passeridae. The record is from RefSeq and is a predicted model, not a curated record.